AUUCUUUUUUUGUUUGUUUAUAUAAAUUUCUACCCGAUAUUAAUCGAUGAUUAAUAUUUUUUUCAAUCAUUUAAAUACAAUGUUCUUUCAUGGAUAUUAAACGAUAAAAUCAUGUAAAUUAUUAACUAUAAAUUUUAUGAUUGCAAAUUUCCCCUCCUGUAUAUAAUCAUAUAACCGGCUGAACAACUUUAGAGUGUGGGGUGCGGUGGUGUGAGUACAUUUUUUAUAUAUAAAAUAUCAGUAAAGGUAAAUAAACAAGAUAAAAUAUCAGUAUUUUUAAAGCUAGUCAAAGAUGGAAAUCGAUAAGACUGUUAGACUUCUAAGGUAUCUGUAUAAUAGACGAUUGAGUUUCUUAUACGCCAUUGCUCGGAAUCAGAAAAGAAUUAUCUUGAAAAAUGUCAAACUUAUCUAUUAUUUAGUGACCAAAAUCAUCUUAAAGCAAGGUUUGUUGUCUCCUUCCACCAAGAAGUCAUUUUUGAUAGCCUAUCUAUUGGUAACCAUACCGAGAUUGAUAAAAAAGCUCAUUUCAUUGAUUUUGAACCGAAAAUAUAGAGAUAUUGUACCAACCACGUCCAAGAUUUUAACCAAGAGUUUACAAUUUCAUACAUUUCCAAUGUUUGUGGUCAAGUUAAUCAGUAUCCUAAAUCUUUCAAACUUCAUUCUCAAAUCAAAGGUUCGUAACAAGCUCGUUUUGAAUUUGAUUUCAAGUUUCAUUGCUGCUAUUGUGACUUUCCCUGGUUAUCAAAGAUAUAUCAUCGAGAAGCAAAAUGAUAGAUAUUAUACGUUAGAUUUAACAUUAACAUUGGUAGUACGUGCAGUGGAUACGUUGAUAUUUUCACCUUAUUUCAAUGGGGUAGGUGAUGCAUUUUUGUUUAUCGCAUCUUCAUACUUUAUCAUGGAAAGCUGGUUUUUGUAUCCAAAUAAAUUGAUUCCAAGCUAUCGAGAAUGGAUAACAUCUGCCGCAAAUAUGGAUGAAGAGAUGAUUAAAGGGUUUAGAUAUAUGAAUACCAACGAAAUCCAAUAUUUACAUAAAUCGGAGGAUGAUGAUACUACAUCAGAUAAGACCUUACCAUCCGAACAAGAUUACUUUGAAAGAUUCUGUACCAAGUAUGAUAAAGAUCCAAAAUUAGGAGAUUUAAUACACCAAGAUAAGUUACCAUGUGAGGUUAUCCAUUGCUUUUCAUUUAAGAGUUGUGAACUUCACGCUUUGUACAGAUUCUGGAGACAGUUUAAGUUUGCUGUAAAACUUUACGGAUCUAUCAAUGUUGUGUUUUGGUUGUUACUAAGAAGAAAGAAGCUAUCCAAAUAUAUCGUCUCAACCAUUCGUUCUUCGUUAUUUUUGGCAACUUUCAGUUCUUUAGAUUGGUAUGGAUUAUGCUUAACCAGAAAAGACUGGUUAGCAAAACUUUUUCCUAACGUGCCUCAAAGAACUUGGGAUUUAUUGGCUCCAAAAGUUGGUGCUUUCUUAUCUGGAUUCAGUUGCUUUGUGGAAUCCCCUGGUAGAAGAAAGGAAUUAUCAUUGUUCGUCGCUCCUAAAGCACUUGGAACAUUCAUAUCUCCAAAAGUUACAGAAAGGAAUUUGAUGAUAGAAACCUUGGCUUUUAGUAUGAGUUUUGCUGUUUUGGUUGCAUUUGCUAAACAUAGACCAGGAAGAGUAAGAGGUUUAGUUGGUAGUGCUCUUUCCAUUGUAUUUAACUAGACUGUCAUAUAUAUAUAAACUUAUUU
Scheffersomyces coipomensis is the source of this 1725-nucleotide messenger RNA. RefSeq lists its product as uncharacterized. The coding region runs from base 293 to 1699 and encodes 468 amino acids. The record is from RefSeq and is a predicted model, not a curated record. The transcript has a single exon. NCBI's taxonomy places the organism in Eukaryota, Fungi, Ascomycota, Pichiomycetes, Serinales, Debaryomycetaceae.